CAAUAUUUCGCCGUCAAAGCCCGUGUGCUUUAACCACACAGGCUCUGACAAGGAAGUGACCGACUAGCCUGCAAACUGCUGUCAAGAUGGCACCGAGUGGGCUGAAGGCGGUAGUUGGAGAAAAAAUCCUCAAUGGGGUCAUUAAGAGUGUGAAGAAGGACGGAGAAUGGAAGGUUCUCAUUGUGGACCAUAUGAGCAUGCGCAUUCUGUCCUCUUGCUGCAAGAUGUCUGAUAUUUUGGCAGAAGGGGUGACCAUUGUGGAAGACAUCAACAAACGUAGGGAACCCAUCUCUAGUUUGGAGGCAAUUUAUUUGAUUUCCCCAGUGGAGAAGUCUGUUCGUGCCCUAAUUAACGACUUCAAAGAUGCUGCCUUUACUUACAAAGCAGUACACAUCUUCUUCACUGACACUUGUCCAGAUGGUCUCUUUGCUGAGAUUGGGAGAUCCAGAGUUGCCAAAGUUGUCAAGACUUUAAAAGAGAUCAAUGUUGCUUUUCUGCCAUAUGAGUCUCAGGUAUUCUCCUUGGAUGACCCGGCCUCCUUGUACUCUUUCUAUAGUUCUAAGCCAAAUGAAGAAAAAGACAAAAUGAUCGAAAAUCUGGCUGAGCAAAUUGCAACUCUGUGUGACACACUUAAGGAGUACCCUGCAAUCCGUUACCGCAAGGGACCAGAGGAGAAUUUUAGACUCGCUGAUGAGGUCCAACAGCGCCUUAUUGCUCACAAAGCUGACAACCCAAGCAUGGGAGAGGGUGCAGAUAAGGCACGAUCCCAGUUGCUGAUUGUUGAUCGUGGGUUUGAUCCAAUCUCACCCAUUUUACAUGAGUUGACCUUCCAGGCAAUGGCCUACGACUUGCUAGAUAUCAAACAGGACAUCUAUACUUAUCAGACAACCGGAAUUGGGAAUUCAAAAGAGAGAGAAGUGUUAUUGGAUGAAGAUGAUGAGCUCUGGGUACAGCUCCGACAUUUGCACAUUGCAGAUGUCACCAAGUAAGUCUGUCACAAAUAGAUGAGUAUAUGUCACAUAUCUCCUCAUGAUUUCUCACUGUCAUCCUUCCCAACAUGUUCUGGUCCUUGCUUUCACCUGGUUAUAUGUUACAAAUUAAAACCACAUACCUUUUGCAUUUUCUUCAAGUUAGAAAUUGUAUAUUACACCCUACUGAUAAAUUAAAUACUCAAUUUAAUUAAAUACUUAAAAGUAUUAAGUUACAUUGUAAUGUCAUAUUUCGAUGAGAGUAAUGAAAAUAAUCCAUUCAUCUGCGAUAAUCAUAUUGAAGCCCUUUGUCAGAUUGCAAUAAAUUGAAGAUUUGGGUAAAUAUGGUGUAUAAUGAAUUCUGCCUGUGUAUGUAUAAAGCUGGCUUCCUAAUUUUGUUGAGAAAUGUCUACAUUUUCAAAAAGUCGGCAAAUUUAUGACUGCUGUUUUCCUUUAAACAAGCAUUAUGAUAAGUUAAAACACAAAAGUUAGUGGGAUGACUUUGAAAGGAUGUAUGAUAAGUGUGUUAAUAUUGUAUAAGAUAUAUAUAUUUUUUAAAACAACAAACAAUAUUACAAUAUCAUUGCUAAGUAAUAUUGUUAUAACUGAUUAGAUGUGGU
This is a messenger RNA of Xiphias gladius (swordfish), 1588 nucleotides long. Its product is annotated as syntaxin-binding protein 2-like. The transcript is spliced from 10 exons. The coding region runs from base 87 to 989 and encodes 300 amino acids. Gene Ontology annotation, cellular component: secretory granule; plasma membrane. Gene Ontology annotation, biological process: intracellular protein transport; vesicle-mediated transport; neurotransmitter secretion. Lineage: Eukaryota; Metazoa; Chordata; Actinopteri; Istiophoriformes; Xiphiidae. Gene Ontology annotation, molecular function: syntaxin-3 binding. The record is from RefSeq and is a predicted model, not a curated record.